CCCAGGAACAGGCUUCCCCAAACACCCUCUCUGGUUCUGACAUGAGUUCCAGGUGCCUUCUGAGUCCACGGCCGGCUGUCGGGAGCAAGUACCUGGAGAGCCCUGAGGAGUAGCCGCUCAGCAGCAGCCAACACCUGGGUCCACCAUGAACUGGGGGAUCUUCGAGGGGCUCCUAAGUGGGGUCAACAAGUACUCCACAGCCUUUGGGCGCAUCUGGCUAUCUCUGGUCUUUAUUUUCCGAGUGCUGGUGUACCUGGUGACGGCUGAGCGUGUGUGGAGUGAUGACCACAAGGAUUUUGACUGCAACACCCGCCAACCGGGCUGCUCCAACGUCUGCUUCGAUGAGUUCUUCCCCGUGUCCCAUGUGCGUCUCUGGGCCCUGCAGCUCAUCCUGGUCACGUGCCCCUCGCUGCUGGUGGUCAUGCACGUGGCCUACCGGGAGGCACGGGAGAAGAAGCACCAAGAGGCCGAGGGGGAGGGUGGUGGGCGCCUCUACCUGAACCCCGGCAAGAAGCGGGGUGGGCUCUGGUGGACGUACGUCUGCAGCCUGGUGUUCAAGGCCAGCGUAGACGUCAUCUUCCUUUAUGUGUUCCACUUGUUCUACCCCAAAUACACCCUCCCCCCUGUGGUCAAGUGCCACGCGGCUCCGUGUCCCAACACGGUGGACUGCUUCAUCUCCAAGCCCUCGGAGAAGAACAUCUUCACUCUCUUUAUGGUCAUCACAGCCGCCAUUUGCAUCCUACUCAACCUCGUGGAGCUCGUUUACCUGGUGAGCAAGAGGUGCCGUGAGUGCCUGGCAGCGAGGAAAGCCAGGGCCACCAGUGCCAAUUCCUGCAAACGGGAUGACCUCCUCUCAGGCGACCUCAUUUUCUUGGGCUCAGACACUCACCCUCCUCUCUUACCAGACUGCCCUCAGAACUACAUGAAGAAAACCAUCCUGUGAGGGGCUGCAGACGGGGCAGGCCUGGGCUGGGAGGGCCCGGCAUCUCUCACGGGGACAGUCUUAGGGGUGGGAGGCUCCUGCCACCUGCCCCAGCUGUGUGGCCUUGGGCAUCUCAGUGUCCCUUUGUGUAAAAUGUAGAUGGUGAGGCCUACCUCAUAGGUUUGUGGCUAUGAGAAGGAGUCUAAUUAGAGAACAGAUGUGCAAGCAAGUUUAAUGUGUGGGACCCACAGUCAGGGCUUAAUAAAAACCAACUCCUCCAGCCCUGGCUGGUGUGGCUUGGUUUGUUGGAGUGUUGUCCCACAUCUGAAGGGUUUGAUGCCCAGUCAGGGCACAUACCUAGGUUGUAGAUUUGAUCCCUGGUCCCAGUGCAUAGGAUCCCUGGUCCAGGCACACAUGGGAGGAAACCAAUCAAUGCUUAUCUCUCACACUGAUGUUUCUCUCUGUCCCUCCCUCCUGUCCUCUCUCUCUAAGAGCAAUGAAAAACAUAUUCUCAGACUCUGGCUUGUAUGGCUAAUAGAUUGAGGGCCAGCCUGAAAACCAAAAUGUUGCCAGUUCAAUUCCUGGUCAGGACACACACCUGGGUUGCAGGCCAGGCCCCCAGUUGGAGGUGUGCAAGAGGCAACCAAUCAAUGUACCUCUAGCACUGUUGGGAACCACCCUGCCGGGUUUCCCCCAGAUUUCCCCCAGAAGCUGUAACCCCCCCAAGGCUAAGGCUGAAUGAGCGAUCUUCGGACCAUAAGCCACUAAAGAGACAAAGCUUAUCUCCCUGGCAGGAGCACUGCUUCUGCUCCUUUUACUUCAUCCAUUACUUUCCCCCAAGGCUAGAUUGGUUAGAAAAUGAUGGGUAAGAUUCCUCUAGGGGGGAACGACCUAAGACAGGCACAAUCACAUGGAAGCCCCAGGGAAGGACUUGGGGGGCUAUAGCAAAAGGGGGUGAUGGACCCUCACCCCUCAGCUUUGACAUAGCCUGAGUCCUCAUUCUGUCAGCAAGAAGUCUCCCAAUCUCUUGGCUGCCUUAUUCCCCUGCCUGACUUAAGCCUGAAACAAUGACAGAGGGUGGUGUAGCCCUGUGCUGAAAAGGGCGCAUUCCCUGGGUGAUUAAGCCUAAGAAAGAAUAUAUAAACUCCUGUGAAACCUGCUUUGCUAAGAAUGCUCUCAAUUAAAUGAUAAAGGUCCGAGCAGGAAAUGAGUGUUUCCCAAAGUUUUGUAGCCCUUUAGCUAACAGACCCUGACUCAGAAUAAGCCCUCAUAGUUCAUUGUAUGUUAUCUAUGGUCUGAUCCUUACUGCCUGACAAUGAUUGAUGAGCUUUACCUGUAUUCCUGUGCUAAUUGAACCCAAUAAACCCUGUCCAGGCAAGGGCCAAGGCGCCCUCCUCUUGAGAGAGUGGCCAGGCUGCUCCGAGGUGCUCCCCCCUUGAGGGGGUAGCUGUGCCAUCCCUCUUCCUCCACAGGACUUGGUAGUCCAUGUGAAUUUAUCUUGUAUCUCAUCGAUAAUGCCACAGACACUAUAGGCCAGUGUCCAUGUCAGCCCAUUGGCAUUUCUCUCCUUUUCUUUCUCCCUGCCUUCCC
Artibeus jamaicensis (Jamaican fruit-eating bat) is the source of this 2512-nucleotide messenger RNA. RefSeq names its product gap junction protein beta 5 (gene GJB5). Gene Ontology annotation, cellular component: connexin complex. The record is from RefSeq and is a predicted model, not a curated record. Bases 146 to 943 code for a protein of 265 amino acids. Gene Ontology annotation, biological process: cell communication. The transcript is spliced from 2 exons. NCBI's taxonomy places the organism in Eukaryota, Metazoa, Chordata, Mammalia, Chiroptera, Phyllostomidae.